Equus quagga is the source of this 3947-nucleotide messenger RNA. RefSeq names its product RUNX family transcription factor 3 (gene RUNX3). Gene Ontology annotation, molecular function: RNA polymerase II cis-regulatory region sequence-specific DNA binding; DNA-binding transcription factor activity, RNA polymerase II-specific; ATP binding. The coding region runs from base 127 to 1419 and encodes 430 amino acids. Gene Ontology annotation, biological process: hemopoiesis; neuron differentiation; regulation of cell differentiation. Lineage: Eukaryota; Metazoa; Chordata; Mammalia; Perissodactyla; Equidae. Gene Ontology annotation, cellular component: nucleus. The record is from RefSeq and is a predicted model, not a curated record. The transcript is spliced from 6 exons.
AAAAGCCAUACCGCCCCCCCACUUUAUUUUCAAAAGUAGCUAGGAAAAAAUAAAACAACAGCCAGCCAAGUCAACCCCAAUCCAACCCCCUGAAGGGCUGAAUUCUUGCCUUCCUCAGAGCGGGGCAUGGCAUCCAACAGCAUCUUCGAUUCCUUCCCGACCUACUCGCCGACCUUCAUCCGUGACCCGAGCACCAGCCGCCGCUUCACACCUCCCUCCACGGCCUUCCCCUGCGGCGGCGGCGGCGGCGGCGGCAAGAUGGGCGAGAACAGCGGCGCGCUGGGCGCGCAGGCGGCCGUGGGCCCCGGCGGGCGCGCCCGGCCCGAAGUGCGCACGAUGGUGGACGUUCUGGCGGACCACGCGGGCGAGCUCGUGCGCACCGACAGCCCCAACUUCCUCUGCUCCGUGCUGCCCUCGCACUGGCGCUGCAACAAGACGCUGCCCGUCGCCUUCAAGGUGGUGGCGCUGGGGGACGUGCCAGAUGGAACGGUGGUGACCGUGAUGGCGGGCAACGACGAGAACUACUCUGCUGAGCUGCGCAAUGCCUCGGCCGUCAUGAAGAACCAGGUGGCCAGGUUCAACGACCUGCGCUUUGUGGGCCGCAGUGGGCGAGGAAAGAGCUUCACUCUGACCAUCACUGUGUUCACCAACCCCACCCAAGUGGCCACCCACCACCGAGCCAUCAAGGUGACCGUGGAUGGACCCCGGGAGCCCAGACGGCACCGGCAGAAGCUGGAGGACCAGACCAAGGCGUUUGACCGCUUCGGGGACCUGGAACGGCUGCGCAUGCGGGUGACGCCAAGCACGCCCAGCCCCCGGGGCUCGCUCAGCACCACAAGCCACUUCAGCAGCCAGGCACAGACCCCCAUCCAAGGCACCUCGGACCUGAACCCUUUCUCCGACCCCCGCCAGUUUGACCGCUCCUUCCCAGCGCUGCCGACCCUCACGGAGAGCCGCUUCUCGGACCCCCGGAUGCAUUACCCGGGGGCCAUGUCGGCUACCUUCUCCUACAGCGCCACGCCCUCGGGCACGAGCAUCAGCAGCCUCGGCAUGGCCGGCAUGCCGGCCACCAGCCGCUUCCACCACACCUACCUCCCGCCGCCCUACCCUGGGGCCCCGCAGAACCAGAGCGGGCCCUUCCAGGCCAACCCGGGCCCCUACCACCUCUACUACGGCGCGUCCUCUGGCUCCUACCCCUUCUCCAUGGUGGCCGGCAGCAGCGGCGGUGGUGACCGCUCGCCCACCCGCAUGCUGGCUUCCUGCACCAGCAGUGCCGCCUCCGUCGCCGCCGGCAACCUCAUGAACCCGAGCCUGGGCGGCCAGAGCGACGGCGUGGAGGCCGACGGCAGCCACAGCAACUCGCCCACCGCGCUGAGCACGCCGGGCCGCAUGGACGAGGCCGUGUGGCGGCCCUACUGAGUGCCCGAUCAGAGCGGACUGCUCCUGCUGGCGGCGGGAACUCCAGGAACCUUCCCGACUAGUGGCUGGCCCAGCUCCGAGGCUCAAGGCAGGAAAAGGACUUAUGCUCCUGGGCCAUCAUGGGCCCAGGCUCCACGGUCCUGGGGCGCAGGGCUGGUGGGGGGCUCAGGGAGCAUCUGGUCCAGCCACAUCUUUGUACAGAGGGGUAGGGACCUCCCCCAGGACACUGCCCCAGCCCAGAUCCUAGUCAUCUCAGCCCACAUUCCUAUGGGAAAACUGUCCUUCUCUUGCCACCUCCUCUGGAAUGACCUGGCUGUCCCCAGCUGUGCCCGGUGCUGUCAUGGGGUCCAGGUCUCCUGGGACAGAGACCAUCUCUGUUCUGGGGAGAGGUGGCAUUUGCCUACCUGGCUUAGCCUUUUAUCCAUAGGGCCCUGGAACGCCCUCCCCAACCCCCACCUUCCUCAGAGACCCUGCACCCCGUGGGCCCCGCCCUCCCUCUGCAUUUAUGCAAAUCGAGUCAGAACUGGAAGUGCCCCCACCCUGCGGAGGGGCUCCCCUCACUGUAUAGAUGGGGAAGGAACCCACCCAGAGGACUCAGAAAUGGCUGGCAGAGAUGGGAUAGAACACCCCCAAGCCAGUCCCCUCAGCUCUGCUUCCCCACAAUUCCUAACAGCUAAGAAGCCCCCAUCCCCGUCCCGGCUGUCUGUGGGUCCCAGGCCCCAGAGUUGAGUCACCCAUGGCAUCGGGUCCCUAACACCAGGGAAGACACCUACAGACGGGUCCUCCAUGCACUUUACCAGCCCGAGGCAUUCACCUUCUGUUCUCUUGGUGGGGGCCAGGAUGCCCCUUCCCCCUAGGCUGGUCUCCAAAUUGCCAUUUUUGGAGAGAGCACAGGGACCAGAUAGGACAGGGCCUGGCAGAAAGCACUAGCGUGAGAGGUCAUGGGGUCGGAUGUCAGCAUCCCGGUCUCACCCAGGUCCGGCCAAUCUGUGCACCCCCAGCCCUCAGCCUCAUGGGACGGCCCAGUCAGCUCUUCCGGCCUCUUGACACUGCUCUCCAUCUUCAGCCAGGCUGUGCUCUGAAAGCAGUCUUGAACAAAAAUUAGUUUUUAAAGCUGAUUGUAGAAAAAGAAGCUCCAGUCAAACGUUUUCAAACGCACAGUCUCUUACAGGUGAAGCCCCAGGGUAGUGAGCAGGGUCCCCGCCCAUUCUGAGAGUGUGGAAUUGCUGGGGUCUCGGCACCCCCUCAGGAGGUCACCUUCCUUCAGCAGCAUCCUACCAACCUCCGCCAAAAGCCGACCCUGGUGGGGACCACGGCAAAUGCUGGUGACAUUUGCCCAAGGGGACGCGUGGGUGUCCUGGUAGGGCUGGGUGGGGUGUGGGCGGUGGGGAGCUGUGGCUGUGUGACGGCAGCACAGAAGAGCUGCGAAGGGCGCGCCGGCCUCCGCCCCAGCCUCACUGUGCCAGGGGUAGAGGAUCGCCCCUUCGUUUGCACAUGGGGAAGCCCGGCUGCCCCAGGCUUCAGGCUGCCUGGAUUCUCGUGUGAGUUCUUAGUUCCAGGGCUUAGUGGAAAAGGACGAGCAAACUCUUCUAAGGGCUAGAAAGCGUGUGGUUUUCAGUAAUUAUUUCAGCCACAUCCUCUGUGGACGUGGAGAUCUCCCCUACAAAAUGCUCCUUAGUGGUCGUUUCUGUAACAGCACUUGGCCUGCCAUCCCACCCCCAAACUGUAACCACAUCCACAUACCCACACCGGAUACACACUCGGGCAGGCGAGGAAGUCCUUCUGGUGGUCUUACUCGGACUCCUCCUGCUACAGUUUCUCUUGUCCUGUGCUCACUGGAAAGAGCAGUCUCCAUCUCAUCAGCAUGGCUGCUGGGGGCGUCCUGCUGACCCCCAACACCCAGGGCCUCACCACCCCUUCUCAGGAAGCAGCUCCAAAUCCAUUGCCCUUGGACCUCCACUCCUGUUCUCUGUGGUUGUAGACUGGCUUCAGGCCCACGUGGGAGGCCCCCCUUGGGUUCCCAGUGCCCAGCACUUUGUAGCCCUCCCCACCCCUCAGAUUACUCCCCCUUCCUGAUAUCCAAGCCCUGGUGGGGGCAGGGACAGGAAAUAAAUUGACCCCCAGCCCACCCCCUAGGCGAAGGUGAUGGCAGCCAUGCUGGGUCUGUCUUUUAAGGCCUGUAGUGGGUGGACAACCCGGGCUGGUAAAAAUAGGUCCUUAUUUACAAGGCUGCUUUAAGGUUGUGCAAGGCAGACACACGGGUGUAAAGCACAAGGAGAUGAAGAGCUUUUGACACCACGUUACUGUAAAGCUGUUGGUGGUGGGGACAGAUCCUUUGUGACAUAUUGUCAUGCUGAGGCGUCAAUACCUGCCACAGUCAUUUCUUCCGUCAAACCGUCCCCAAGCUGGGAAAAGGGUGGGGAGGGGUGGAAACCGCUUUGCACUAUAAUUUGCUGGUGUGUUUGUUUUUAAUGCACAACUUGCUUGUACAGUAAACUGUCUGUCUUCUGUACUAUUUAACUGUAAAA